ACGGCAAGUGUGACUGUGUGAGGAGUUGAGGAGAAGAUGACUUGAGAGACUGAGUUCAUUUAAGAGGAGAGACACUUCUGUCGUGUCGGUCCUGAGUUCGAUUCUCCGUAAACUCCAGAAAUAUAUAUUUUAUAUGGAGAUUGCAGCGAGAGUGUACCUAUGGGGAAUAUUGAUGAUGAUGGUGGUGGGAGUAAAAGGAUGGACUGGUGAAAUCAAUGGGCGGGUUGUAUGCGAUGUUUGUGGAGAUGCUUCUAUUGGGCCUGAAGAUCAUGUUCUACAAGGUGCUGAAGUAGCUGUUCUUUGCAUAACAAAAUCAGGGGAAGUCCUAAAUUAUCAAGCGUUCACCAAUUCUAAGGGAAUAUACACUGUUGCAGAAACAAUGCCAGAAAGUGAUCGUUGGGAUGCAUGCCUGGCUAGACCUAUUAGUAGCUUCCAUGAACACUGCACACAGCUAGGAGUUGCUACUUCUGGUGUAAAGUUCAGUUACAGUCAUCCCUCAGGUUACUCUCACUCUGUUCGACCUUUUGUAUAUCGGCCUACCAGCAUUCCACUGUAUUGCACUUGAGUGUUAUUGAUAAACCCCUGAUAGAUAAAUACCUAUAAAAAGACAAGAGUGAAUGAUGCAACUGUAUGCAAUGUGUCGAUCCAUUCUAUAAUUUGAGAAAACAAAUUGCAGAGUAUAAGAUUUGAGUUCAUGUAUUAUGAACUUUUUUUUUUUUCUGUUGCAUUUGGCUAUGUGCCUGUUUCAUAGUUAAGCUAGCUGUAAGUUAUCAGCUUCACUAGGCAAAUGGGAUGUUUUAUCUAUUAAUGCACUGUUUAUUUCA
Molecule: messenger RNA, 824 nt
Organism: Daucus carota subsp. sativus
Lineage: Eukaryota; Viridiplantae; Streptophyta; Magnoliopsida; Apiales; Apiaceae
Exons: 2
Coding region: 134-565 (143 amino acids)
Source: RefSeq, a predicted model, not a curated record